Molecule: messenger RNA, 2437 nt
Organism: Hemibagrus wyckioides
Lineage: Eukaryota; Metazoa; Chordata; Actinopteri; Siluriformes; Bagridae
Gene: appl1
Product: adaptor protein, phosphotyrosine interaction, PH domain and leucine zipper containing 1
Exons: 22
Coding region: 147-2279 (710 amino acids)
Biological process (GO): signaling
Cellular component (GO): endosome membrane; cytoplasm
Molecular function (GO): protein binding
Source: RefSeq, a predicted model, not a curated record
ACAGCGGAAUAUCCGUAUGUGUGGGAAGGGCACUGUCUGGCUGUUCACUUGUCUUGUAUAAAAAAGCAAACAGGAAGAAUUUCUUUUUCUAAAAAUAAAAAAACAGCUGUCAGUUUUCUGAAAUUAAAAUAGAAAACAGCCUAAACAUGCCAGGAAUUGACAAAUUGCCGAUAGAAGAAGCACUGGAGGACAGUCCUCAGACUCGCUCGCUGCUUAGCGUGUUCGAGGAAGACACGUGUGCCAUAUCCAGCUACUACCAUCAGCUCUUCAAAGCCAUGCAGAGGAUAUAUGAUGCACAGAAUGAGCUGAGUGCCGCAACACACCUCACCUCCAAGUUAUUGAAGGAGUAUGAAAAACAGCGUUUCCCACUCGGCGGUGACGAUGAGGUCAUGAGCUCCACUUUGCAGCAGUUUGCCAAAGUCAUCGAUGAGCUCAGCUCCUGUCACGCCGUCCUGUCCACUCAGCUCGCAGACGCCAUGAUGUUCCCCAUCACUCAGUUCAAAGAGAGGGACUUAAAAGAAAUCCUCACUCUGAAGGAAGUGUUCCAAAUAUCCAGCGAUGAUCUUGACAUAGCCAUCAACAGAUACAGUCGCCUGUCUAAAAAGAAAGAGAAUGAGAAGGUAAAGAAUGAAGUGAUGGAAGAUGUUUACACCUCAAGGAAAAAGCAGCACCAGACCAUGAUGCACUACUUUACAGCACUUAAUACUCUACAGUAUAAGAAAAGGAUCGCCCUGUUAGAGCCGCUGCUGGGGUACAUGCAGGCACAGAUCAGUUUCUUCAAGCUCGGAUCAGAGAACCUCACACAGCAAUGGGAGGACUUCCUUACAAACAUUGGAACCAGUGUACAGAAUGUACGCAGGGAGAUGGACAGUGAGGUGGACACAAUGCAGCAGACUAUCCAGGAUCUGGAUCAGGCCAGUGAUCUGCUAUACAUGCCCGACCCUGACCCUAAUAAAAUCCCAAUCAACCGCAACCUGACCCGCAAAGCCGGAUAUCUCAACACUCGCAAUAAAACAGGGCUGGUGUCGACCACCUGGGAGCGCCAGUAUUUCUUCACACAAGGAGGGAACCUCAUGAGUCAGUCUCGAGGAGACGUGGCAGGAGGGCUGGUCAUGGACAUAGAUAACUGUUCUGUCAUGGCAGUGGACUGCGAGGAUCGACGCUUCUGCUUCCAAAUCUCUUCCUUCGAUGGCAAAAAGAUCUCCAUUUUGCAGGCAGAUAGCAGAAAAGAUUGUGAAGAGUGGAUUGCAACAAUAAAUAACAUCUCAAAGAGGAUCUAUCUUAGUGAGAAGCCUGAGGAAACUGCCGCAAGAGUCAACCAGUCGGCUUUGGAGGCUGUGACGCCGUCGCCUUCAUUCCAGCAGCGUCAUGAGAGUUUUAGACCCAGCACGCAGGGCCGACCCCGAGCAGCGCGGACUGGCAGCCAGAGCUCAGCAGGUUCCGAGUCACCCGCUCUCUCCUCACUGUCUCUGGACUCCCUGGUGGCUCCAAACACCCCCAUCCAGUUUGAUAUCAUUUCCCCAGUCAGUGAAGAGAGCACAUCACAGGCUAAAGGUGCUGCCCAGGGCAGAAGGACGAACCCAUUUGGAGAGUCUGGACAGGUGCAGUCUGGAGACAGUGAAGACUCCAUCCUGCACCAGCUGUUCAUCGUGCGUUUCCUAGGAUCCAUGGAAGUGAAGGCCACAGAGAACCCGGAUGUCAUCUACGAGACGAUGAGGCAGAUCCUGGCGGCCCGAGCCAUCCACAACAUCUUCAGGAUGACCGAGUCCCAUCUGCUUGUCACCUGCGACUGCCUGAAGCUCAUUGACCCUCAGACACAAGUCACCAGAUUAAGGUUCCCUCUAUCCAGUGUGGUGAUGUGCGCAUCACAUCAAGAGAACAAGCGCUUGUUCGGCUUCGUGUUGCAUACAGCCGGCGGCCGAGUCGACGGACGUCCCGUCACCGUCUGCUACAUCUUUGAGUCUAAUAAUGAUGGAGAGAAGAUCUGUGACAGUGUGGGACUGGCAAAACAGAUAGCACUUCAUUCAGAAAUGGAUCAGAAAGCCAAUCGGAAGCAGAGAGAGCUGGAAAAGGCCAAGGAGAAGCAGCAGGAAGAGCUGACUAAACAAAAACAGAUUGAAAAGGACCUGGAGGAACAAAGCCGCCUGAUAGCUGCCUCUAGUCGCCCGAACCCGCCAGCCGCUGACGGACAGUUCCUCGUCCUCAGCCAGAGCCAAUCGGAAGACAGCGAUAUCGGGGAGGAGGGGCAGAAAAGAGAAAGAGGCGAAUCUGAUGCUUGAGAGUAGAAAGCAUGAGGAUAAAGUUGAUCUCUACCUGGACUCAACUUUUCAUCUGAAACACUUAAUCUUAACGACAUUUUCCUUUAAAACCUCUGGUUUACUAAAGGAAAUGAGUUUUUUGCAAAAUGACUGCAGAAUAUUAAAAAAAAGACACAUAA